AUGCGAAGACUUUUGACAGAAAAUAAAUGUAUACCACUUAUAGGUGCCUACAAUGGGUUAAUUGGAAAAGCUAUUAAAAGUGCAGGGUUUAAAGGUUGCUAUCUAAGUGGGGGAGCUCUUCAUGCAUCAAAAGGGUUUCCUGAUGUUGGGUUGUUAACUUAUGAAUCUUUUUGCCAAGCAAUCAAAGAAAUUCAUGAUAGCUGCCAGCUGCCUAUUCUUGCAGACGCCGAUACAGGCUUUGGAGGUCCUGAGAUUAUAAGAAAAGUUGUUUAUGAGUACUGAAAUUCAGGUGCUGGCGGAUUUCAUAUUGAAGACCAAACUUUUCCUAAAAGAUGUGGCCAUUUAGAUGGAAAAACCCUUGAAAGCACUGAAAUAAUGCAAGAAAAAGUUGAAGCUGCCAAAAAAGCAUCAUUAGAUUUCACUAAUGGAGAAUUUGUUGUAUGCGCUAGAACUGAUGCUUUUUCGGUUGAAGGGAUAGAUAGCGCAAUUAAGAGAGCCCAAGCUUAUAUCGAAGCAGGAGCUGAUAUGAUUUUUCCCGAAGGUCUGCAUAAUAUUGAAGAUUUUGAAAAGUUUUAUAGAGAAAUGAAAAACAAAGCAUGGCUUUUAGCCAAUUUGACAGAAUUUGGCAAAACAUCGCUUGAUAUCAAUGUUGCUAAACUUGAAGAAGUAGGCUACAAAGUAGUCAUUUUCCCAGUCUCUACUUUAAGAGUUGCUAUGAAAGCAAUAAAUGAUUUAUUAGAAGCAAUUAAAAACGAAGGAUCUCAAAAAUUAAGAUUAAGAUUACGCUGGGUAUUUAAGGUCCCUACUACGUCCGAGGUCGCAUGCCACGGUUUCCCGUGUGGUGGCAGAGCGUUCACCAAGCCCGGGCCGUCUCAUACCGGCUUUGCUGACCACCUCCAUUUCCAACUUGGAUCGUCGCCUAAGUUUACGCCAACUCCGCUUCGUCGUCCGCCAGAUCUGCCCAUUGAAGGGCACCUUUUCAACUGGAGAGACCCCCGUUUUGGUGUCUAACUCGCCUCCCCUCUUUUCCGGUCAUCCCGAGAAAGAACUCAACAGCUUUCGCCAUUCGGGGCGAGCCACUAAAGCAGCUUAGGCAGGUAAGUCGCCCUGCCUCAUUUCGGGCACUCACUGGGCUGAGCGCUGCUGGCAAAAAGAAGUCACGAAUAACUGCCCAUGGGUCUGGUCGCAAAAACAGCGGCUCUCGCGCUUAGGCCUCUCGCUUCGAGGUCCCAGACGUUAUUGGGCUAAUUCCUGGCUCCAAAAACCAUGCCCGGAUAUACAUGGGUAACCACCACUGAGAGGGUGGAUCGGUCGCCAUACGCCAUUUUAUGUAUAUCGAAGGAUCUCAAAAAUCGACUCUUCACAAAAUGCAAACAAGGAAAGAACUAUAUAGUCUGCUUGAUUAUAACCCAAAUCAGCCCUGGGAAUAUAAAAUACCUAAAAAUUAA
This is a messenger RNA of Blepharisma stoltei, 1448 nucleotides long. Lineage: Eukaryota; Ciliophora; Heterotrichea; Heterotrichida; Blepharismidae. The record is from the annotation of a GenBank genome assembly.